This is a messenger RNA of Cuscuta europaea, 2448 nucleotides long. NCBI's taxonomy places the organism in Eukaryota, Viridiplantae, Streptophyta, Magnoliopsida, Solanales, Convolvulaceae. The record is from the annotation of a GenBank genome assembly.
ACAAACUGAUCUAUCAUUUCUUUGUUCAGAAAGGAAAGUGACAAAGGGGUCAUGAUCCAGGGGUGGUUGAUUUAAUUAAUCACAGUUUGGGUUUUGAUCCCCGUGUGUUGUGUAUUCUUUCUUGUUCCCUUCUUCUAUCAAUCCAAUUCAUCGUCCGAUCCAUAAAAAAAUGACGCAUUCUCCGAAGACCGACUUGUCUUUCAAGUGUUUUGUGGAACAAAAUCUUCCAAAAUGGGCAAACAUGGUCAUUUAUGCAAUGCUAGAAUGGGUGAUGAUCGUUUUGAUCUUCAUCGACGGAUUUCUGGCACUCUUAUCCGACGAAUUUGCGAAGUUUUUCGAGCUUAACAUUCCAUGCUUGCUGUGUACGAGGAUAGAUUAUGUCCUGUCUCGUAGCAGGUGCUCGUCUUCUUCACCGAACUACAAUGAAUCAAUGUGUGAAGCUCACAAGAAAGACAUUUCGUCCCUUGUAUAUUGCCACCUCCAUAGUAAGCUUUCCGACAUAAAGCGUAUGUGUGACACGUGUCUUCUUUCCUACGCAACCGAGAAGGAAGGUUCUGAAUGUGACAACAGGUACAAAUCUCUGUUGGGGAUCAUUCUGCAGAAUAAGCAGAACCAGGAGGGUGAUGAGAGAUUUACAAAGAAGAAGACAUUUGAUAAUAGAAACAAGGACGAGGAAGAGGAGGAGAAGGAGGUUGAGAUGUGGUGUUUGUGUUGUGGGGAGCUUGUUAGGAGGAGGAGGGGAGAUAACAACAAUAGUAAAUAUUAUAGGAGAAGUGGGUCAUUGAACAAUGCCAUUGCCCCCGCUCCGUCCCCUCGGGCCUGGAGACAGCUUGAGCGGGUGCGUAGCAUUGUUGAAUCACCACGCAUUCGUUUCAAUGAGCUCAAGAUGGUUCCUGAUCAUGACUCCGAUAUUCCAGACGAGGAUUAUGUUACUAAUGGCGGAGGAGGUAGAGAUGAUUCUAAUAAGUUAUCUGGAGUCCAAGAAGAUGCUUGUAAGACCCCGAGUUUUAUUCGAGGAAACAAGUUUUUCGGUAUCCCAUUGACGGAUUCAGCUCAAGCGAGCCCAAGGUUGUCUAGGCUUCCAAUGGAUGUCAUUCUUUCAUUAUCAUCAUCAGAUCCUACAGAUAGCACUGAAGUUGCAGGAGAUGGGGACAUCCUUGGACGUUUAAAGAAGCAGGUACGUUUGGACCGCAAAUCUCUCGUGGCAUUGUACAUGGAACUGGAUGAGGAAAGAAACGCUUCUGCCAUCGCUGCAAACAACGCGAUGGCAAUGAUAACUCGGCUGCAAGAUGAGAAGGCUGCCCUCCAAAUGGAGGCAUUGCAGUACCAGAGAAUGAUGGAGGAGGAGGUGGAGUUUGACCAAGAGGAAGUAGAGCUGAUGAAGGAAAUGCUUGCAAAGCAAGAGGAGGAUAUGAAGGCAUUGGAGGAUGAGCUUGACGCUUAUAGGCUUAAAUUUGGACCUUUAGAUGAUCAGAGAGAUGAAAAUGAUGCAUAUGUAGAAGAAGGGGAGGACUUUGAAAUCCAUGGCGAUGAAGAAUAUCAAGAACUGAUGAGGUCCCACUACUUACCAUCAUCUGUUGAUGUGUCAGAAUGUGUCAGCCCUCAUGAAGAACCAUCAGCAACAAGGUAUGAUCAUUUUGAACCAGCACCCUCCAUUGAUGGGAACAAUAAUAAUAUGGAGGAAUUAACUAUUGUCCAUCAAGGAAACUCUCAUAUUUCAAGCCCAUCUAAUGUUGGUUCAGAUGAAACACAUUUGUUAUUAGAGGAGCCUAAUGGUGCUAAUAAUAUGGAUGCAUGAGUCAUGAUGAUGAAAGCAUACAUUCAUAUAAGGGUAAGUCAUACACAAAUUGUUCUAAAUAAGAGUAAAAGCACGUAAUACGAUAUUUCAAAAUAGGACCGUUAUAUUUCACUCCCAAAUUGAGUAUUUCAUGUCAUGCUUAGAAUAUACUAUCAAUUAUGGCAUUAAUAUGACAGUCAUAUUAAUGUCGAGUAGUGACAAUAUGAUUUCAACAGUAAUCUACUCCUGUUUACGGGGGAAUAUAUUACUCAUAUUUUGAAGUAUCACAAUAUUUUCACUCUUAUUUUGGGAAAGUUCCUUUCAUAUAAUAAUGAAGUUUAUGUGUUGAUUGAUUUCUUAUAUUCAAUUUAUACAGGGAGUGAUGAGGCAGCUUACUAUUCCAGUAGAUGAUCACUAGGUUGUAUAUAUACCAACAUGCAGCGACAUGAAUCUUCAUGGUCUUCUGUUCUUUUCAUAAGGAGCCCUGAAAUUAAACAAAAAAUAGUAACUCAUGAGAACUAAUAUUAUGUCGAUUGAUGUCUAGAGCAGUACUUUAAAUAUACAUGUAUAUAUGUAGUGGAAAAAAAAUCACAGAAAAAUAUACAUAGUAAUUUAUACUAGUUGUAACAAAAGUAUGACUUUUAGUACAAAAGUUGUAACUUCACAUAGGC